AUGGCGCCUUCUGACGCAGACCCAAAUAUUGUGAUUGGCAUCGACUUUGGUACCACCUAUUCCGGUGUUGCAUGGACAUGGUCCAAAGUAGAGCACACCGAGAUCAUCACGAGCUGGGAGUCUAGAGAAUAUAGCAACUCUGACAACGAGAAAGUACCUAGUGCUAUCAACAUUAGCAAAACGCCUGGAGGAGAGGUUUCGUGGGGCUAUGCGACUGAUCCAGACGAGCUUCCCUUGAGAUGGUUCAAGCUAUUGCUGAUCGAGGAGAAAGACUUACCUAACGACGUCCGAGAAAGUUCACAGCUCCGAGAAGCUCGCGCAUACCUCAGAAACAUAAAUAAGACGGCUAUCGAGGUGAUUGGCUUGUACCUGCGCCAUCUCUGGAAUCAUGCGAUCCAAAUUAUCACCACGGCUGUCGGCAAGGCGGUUCUGAAUUACUCCCAACAUCAUGUCGUCAUCACACUUCCAGCUAUCUGGCCCGAGUACGCAAAAUCUCGGAUGCGGGAGGCCGCAAUUCUAGCUGGAAUCGUCCAAAAGCGCCUGGAAGCAGAAACUUCACUUACCUUCGUAUCUGAACCUGAAGCUGCUGCACUUGCAACUCUUUCAGAUUUGACACAGCGCCCUGAUAUUAAGAAAGAGGAUACCUUCGUAGUUGUCGACUGUGGUGGUGGAACCGUGGAUAUCAUAAGCUAUAAAAUUGUCAGUACGGAGCCUAUGACUGUCCGUGAAUGCGUCACAGGCCAGGGUGGGCUUUGCGGAGCUGUCUUUGUCGACGAUGCCUUCGCGAGACUCCUCGAGUUGAAGAUGGGCAAAGCAUCGUGGGACAAGAUGACAUCGACCAGUCGUCAACGCAUCUUGAACGAUGACUGGGAACACGGCAUCAAGAAACAAUUCCUCGGCCAAGAGCGGACUUGGACAAUCCAAUAUCCCUUCGAAUGCAUCGACUCUCAUGAGAGGAAGUCUUUGAAGAGGUGGCCCAAAAUCGAACUUGAUGCAGACGAUAUGUGUGGUGUGUUUCGGCCGGUCAUGAACAAGAUUCAUGACCUUAUCGAGAACCAGAUCGAGAAAGUGACAAAAUCGGAGCAUAAGGCUCCGAAGCCAUAG
Molecule: messenger RNA, 1104 nt
Organism: Phaeoacremonium minimum UCRPA7
Lineage: Eukaryota; Fungi; Ascomycota; Sordariomycetes; Togniniales; Togniniaceae
Product: putative actin-like atpase domain-containing protein
Exons: 4
Coding region: 1-1104 (367 amino acids)
Molecular function (GO): ATP-dependent protein folding chaperone; ATP binding
Source: RefSeq, a predicted model, not a curated record